Molecule: messenger RNA, 2895 nt
Organism: Penicillium canariense
Lineage: Eukaryota; Fungi; Ascomycota; Eurotiomycetes; Eurotiales; Aspergillaceae
Product: putative C6 transcription factor
Exons: 1
Coding region: 1-2895 (964 amino acids)
Biological process (GO): regulation of DNA-templated transcription; DNA-templated transcription
Cellular component (GO): nucleus
Molecular function (GO): DNA binding; zinc ion binding; DNA-binding transcription factor activity, RNA polymerase II-specific
Source: RefSeq, a predicted model, not a curated record
AUGCGGUCCAGCAUCGCCUGCGCUCGAUGCCGGCGCAGUAAGAUCAAGUGUGUCAACGCUGGCAUCGACACCACCUGCCGCGCCUGCGAGUCUUCUGGCCGCGACUGCGUCUAUCCCACCCCGGCCAUUGGCGUUACCGGCAAGCGCGACCUGGCAGCCCUAGCAGAAGGGGAGGACCGGAAUGGCGACUGGGAUGGCCCGAAGCGUUCGCGCCCUCGCAAGUCAAUCGGUAUGUCGGGCGCGUCAGCCGGCUCCAAGGCUGGGCUGGAUGCGCUGGACUCAUCCAUUCUCACGAUGAAAGUUUGGGAGGCCGUCUUAGAUCUCUUCCAGUCGCAUUUUGCAACACUUCUGCCCUUCUUACACCCGGCGACCUUUCUCGGCCAGAUCCGCCAACUCUCGACCCCUUCUGCACCACCCCCGGCGGCUCCAUUCGACGGCCAGGAUCUGGCGCGCGAUCCAAGUCACAAGACAGAUCCUUUCUCCGCGUUGAUCCCACUGGGCGUACUCGCCCUAACCGCUCGUUUCCAUCCUUCCCUGGUGGCUUUCCACUCGCCAGCCCCGCCCGGCCACGCUUCCAACCCUCUCGCCGCAUCCGAAUACUAUGCGACAGCUUUGCGCAGCCGACUGGCCGGCCUGGAUGGCGCCAGCCUUGCGGUGCCAGACCUAGCUCGUGUGCAAGCGCUGCUGAUGCUGGCGCUGCAUGAGUGGGGGAUGUGCCGAGGCAAAAGCGCCUGGGUAUACGUGGGCAUGGCCAUUCGUCUAGCACAAGCCAUGGGUCUUCCAUUCGAACUGGAGAACGAAUUUCCAGCGCGCGAUGUGUCGCGCUCGUCGCCCGGGUUCAAGGCCGAGACGGAUCACUUCGGUCUGCCACGCCGCGUGGAGCCAAAGGAACUGACUUCCGACAUGAUCAUUGCCCAGGAGACCAAGCGCCGGACCUUCUGGGCCUGCUUCCUGCUCGACCGGUGCCUGAGCAGCGGAAAGUAUCGGCCUCGGAUGAUCCGGGUGAAGGAGCUCGGCAUCCAGCUUCCGAGUGACAACGCUUUUGCCUUCGGCGAGCGGGUACGGACAGCACGUUUGAAUGAGCCGACAGGGCGCCGUCCGCAGAGCUUCGGUUCACAGGGUGUGCAAAUUCCUAGCAUCCGCCAGAGCAUCGGCGGAUUCGACGAAAAGCUUCCCGCCGCUAAUGGCCCCUCCGACGGGAAAGCCUGGUCACCCAUCUCGCGCCGCAAGGAUUCAAGCGAAGACGAUGUUGAUCGGUGGGAAGUCGGUGCGGAGGAAUCAGUACUGAGUCGAGAGAUUCGCAUCAUCCGCAUCUGGGGACGCAUUGCCAAGUGGUCGUGUGCUGGGGGUCGACGAACCGAACAAUACCCGCCCUGGAACCCGGAGUCCCGCUUUGCGUCUCUGCGCAUGCAACUGAAUGGGUUCCAGGACAGUCUGUCUCGCAACUUGCAGUAUUCCCUGCGGAAUACCGAUCACCACAUCAUGUACAAGACCACCCUGGCGUCCUACACCGUGAUGCAUGUCGUCUACUUCCUGUCUGUUAUUGUCUUGCACCGCGCUUAUAUCCCCUUCCUUCCUCUCCGUUGCAACGAGCCUGUCGGUCCAUUGGACGACCCAUUGUUCCCAUCUGAUAGAGUCAGCGGUCAGCCAGAGGCCUUCUGGCGCGACAGUGCGCGAGAGCUGUUCAAGGCUGCCCGGCAGAUGAUCGAUCUCGUAGCUACCUGCCAAGGGCGGGGUGCACUUGUUGAGAACCCCCUUGUUGCCUUUGCAAUCUAUAACGCCGCCUUUAUCGGCGUUUAUGGCACGCAUUUCCCACACAUGGAUCCCGAUGGACUGCUCGGCAUCAAGCCGCCCCCGGCGAGUCACGACAGCAAUCAGCUAGGUGCCGUGCAGGCCCGCAAGGCACUCGAUCUCCUGCGCGAGAUGCGCCCUCGUCUGAAGAUGGCCGUGGAAUGGUUCCGCACACUGAACCGUUUGCACAGCUACUUGUCCAGAGUUCAGCGCGAUUUCCGCCGGCACUCCCGCAGCCGGCUAGACAGCAUGUCCGAUGCGUCGGAGCACGCGGCCACCAACGGCGUACGACCUGUCCGCGAGGGUGGUGCCGGUGGCGGCCUGAAAGAGUUCAAGCUCCUUGAAAAGCUCUUCCUCGACUUUGGCACGCUCGAGGACCAACUCCCCGAGUCGCUAGACGACGACGGCACCGCGAUAGCCGUGACCGGCGAGCCGAUGCACGAGCGCACGACAAACCUCAGCGACGCCGGCAGCAACGCCGUCAAGAGCGACGUCGGUGACGGCAGCGAGACACUCGACGGCGCCGGUGGCCGCCGAGAGUCCUGGGUCCCCGUCAACAGCCCGGGCCUUCCCCUACCCGGCCACGAAGGCGACCGCCGCCCUAGCCUUCCGCUCCCAAACAGCCGGCCUAUGCCCUCGCAGUCCCCGUACUCGCUGCCCUCCCUGCAGCAGCAUCACCCAGACGGGCCCAUGUAUACCUCUUCACCACCCAGCCUGCCCAGCCUGUCGGCAACCACUCAGUCUCCGUCGCAGUAUCUCACUGCAACAAGCAACCGCCUGCAGCCGAUCAACUCGUGGCUCCCAUCGCGCCCGUCCGCGCCACCAACCCCCUAUUCUCAGUCCCUCCCCCCUAUCAACGCACCUGCCCACCACGGCCUGCCAGUCCUCCCACCUCCUGGCUCGGUUUCGCAGCUCGCCCCCUCGCCCCCGUUGACGUCGACCGAAGGCCCCGACACAAGUCUGCUGUCGACUAGUCUGGGUGGCGACGACGUGCUCGCCUUCCUGGAUGGAUGCGAGUGGGCUCAGUUGUCGGUCAAUGCGCCUUCUGAGAUUGGCAUCCCGGCUGGCUGGCUGAGCGCAGUGUGGGCGGACUUCGCCAGGUAG